AUGGCUAUAUCCACUGUAGCUGUGAUAGGGAUGGAGCGGAUCCUGACAAUGAGGUUCCCUUUGAAGAGUGAGACUCUGAUCACUAACGUGCGGUGUAUCUUCGUCCUGCUCCUAACCUGGGUUAUUGUAGCUUGUCUCCUCGCUCAGGAGAUCUUCUCUCAGCACGUCACCGUCUACAUGAUGCCUGCUUACCAGUGCAUUGCUAGCUACGGCUCUGCUAAUGAUGUUGAGUUCAUCAUCUGGACCAGCAUGGCUGUUAACUCUGUCAGCUUCUUCAUCAUCAUUGUUGCUAGUGUCUACACCUUCUUCACUCUCCUCAAACUCCGCCGUAAAGCUCAAACUCAGAUGGGGGAAGCGAAGGACGCGUCACAAACGAAGAUGAUCAUGACAGCAACAAUCCUGACUCUGAUGUGUAUUGACACGAGCACCUGGUUGCCCCAGUACGUUGCCACAACCCUGCGGUACCUCCUCCCCGACACCCCUCUCUACUACACCCUGGUGGAGUACAACCUCCGUACAUCUGUCUGGUGGAUCCAGUACCUCUCCCCUGCUCUCAACCCUGUUAUUUACGCGCUCCGGCUCAAGGCAGUGCGCCGUGAGAUUCUGGUGCAGACGAAAGCGUUCGCACAGCUGGUAUAUCCGGACUACAAGAGGAAUAGUGUGAAUGCAGUUGCAGUUCAUGUUCCCAUGCUGAACAGGACCAGGGGUGAUAGUUGCUGGAGUGAGGGAGGCCAUGUUAAGUCUCCUGUAAAAUAA
Molecule: messenger RNA, 756 nt
Organism: Bolinopsis microptera
Lineage: Eukaryota; Metazoa; Ctenophora; Tentaculata; Lobata; Bolinopsidae
Product: high-affinity lysophosphatidic acid receptor-like
Exons: 1
Coding region: 1-756 (251 amino acids)
Biological process (GO): G protein-coupled receptor signaling pathway
Cellular component (GO): plasma membrane
Molecular function (GO): G protein-coupled receptor activity
Source: RefSeq, a predicted model, not a curated record